GAGCUGGCCCUGUCGAGGCCGGCCCCCAAAACCUUCGGCGCCCUCGGCCGCGCGACGCACCUCACGGCGCUCUCGUCCCUGCGCCUCUGCGGCGCCCUCCGUGGCGCCCUCGGCCACGGCCUCGCCGACGGCCGCCUGGAGUGCCUGCUCGGCCGCGGGGCGCCCUUCCUAUCCACCCUGCGCAGCCUCAGCCUAGACGCCUGCGAGCUCGGCGGCGGCGGCCUCGCGCCGCUGCGCGACGCGCCGCUGCUGCGGCUGCAGUCGCUCUCUCUCUCCUGCAACGGCCUCACCGACACCGACGCCGGUGACCUGGCGGCGGCGCCGCUGCCCGUGCUCACGCGGCUCGACCUCUCAGGCAACGCCAUAUCUGCGCUGGGCCUCGAGUUCAUUCUCGAGGCCGAAUGGGCGCGCGGCCUGCGCUCGCUGAGCCUCGCACUCUGCCCCAUCGGCAACUGCGGCGUCGCCGCGCUCGGCGACGCGCCCGCGUUGACCGCGCUCGCCGAUCUUGAACUGGGCUUCACGGGGAUCACCGACGCGGCCCUCUGGUAUUUUCAGGGCGCGCCGUGGGUGCCCGCCCUGACACGCCUCGACCUGCGCGGCAACCCCCGCCUGGGCAGAAAUCCCUUCUUCUGGGAAGCCUUCUGCAUCCAGCCCCUCCCUGCGCUGCGAACCCUCGACGUCUCCGCCUCUGCACCGCUGCACCCGAGCGCCGCGAGCCUCCUCGCAGCCGCUGUCUGGCUGCCGCAGCUCGAGGUCCUGCGCGUCCAAGGUUGGGACGCGCUGUCGCUCACCAGCCGCCUGGCGACCGGCAAGCGGCCGCUGCCGGCGUUGGAAGCGAGCCCGGCCCUCGCAGCCGUCGUGCGGCAGACGGGCUAUGCAAACCGGAAAGAGAUGCUGGCGUGGCGCGCCCGCUGGCGGGCGAGCAGGCCCCUCAAGCUGAGGACGCGGCUCAUGGACCCAAAGUCAAGCUUGACAGUCAAUAGUGUCACCUAG
Monoraphidium neglectum is the source of this 993-nucleotide messenger RNA. RefSeq lists its product as hypothetical. Gene Ontology annotation, cellular component: SCF ubiquitin ligase complex. The transcript has a single exon. The record is from RefSeq and is a predicted model, not a curated record. Gene Ontology annotation, molecular function: protein binding. Gene Ontology annotation, biological process: SCF-dependent proteasomal ubiquitin-dependent protein catabolic process. NCBI's taxonomy places the organism in Eukaryota, Viridiplantae, Chlorophyta, Chlorophyceae, Sphaeropleales, Selenastraceae. The annotation marks the transcript as partial.